Messenger RNA from Polistes dominula (European paper wasp), 1758 nucleotides. RefSeq names its product Peptidylglycine-alpha-hydroxylating monooxygenase (gene Phm). The record is from RefSeq and is a predicted model, not a curated record. Lineage: Eukaryota; Metazoa; Arthropoda; Insecta; Hymenoptera; Vespidae. Gene Ontology annotation, molecular function: copper ion binding; oxidoreductase activity, acting on paired donors, with incorporation or reduction of molecular oxygen, reduced ascorbate as one donor, and incorporation of one atom of oxygen. Gene Ontology annotation, biological process: peptide metabolic process. Gene Ontology annotation, cellular component: extracellular region; membrane.
CUACGCGCGUCCUACGUGUAUAUGUAAACUGUAGUUGUAUUGACCUAUUGAGUUUGACAUAACGCGGGUGAACCGAAGUAAAUGAUUUUUUAAUUAAAUUUAUUAUUUAUUAAAAUCGCGUUAAUAGUAAUAGAAAAAUGAAAGAAAAGGGAUUAUUUAUUUUCUUUAUUUUAUUUGGCAUCGUUUUUAAGUCCAUCGAUUGUUCUAACGUGAAAAAAUAUUCUUUAUUGAUGCCGAAUGUUAGUCCGAAUGUGCCGGAAUUAUACUUAUGCACUCCGAUAAAAGUAGAUCCAAGUAGGAGUUAUUAUAUCGUUGGCUUUGAGCCAAAUGCUACUAUGGAAACAGCUCACCAUAUGCUCUUGUAUGGAUGUACAAAACCUGGAAGUACCAAGACUGUAUGGGAUUGCGGUGAGAUGGCACAAUCUCUUAAUGGCCAACAUGAAACAGCUGUUCCUUGCAGUGAAGGAUCUCAAAUCCUGUAUGCUUGGGCUAGAGAUGCACCUCGUUUGAAUUUACCAGAAGGUGUUGGUUUUAAAGUUGGAGGUGAUUCACCAAUCAAAUAUAUUGUUCUUCAAGUACAUUACGCACAUAUUGAUCGGUUUAAAGAUGGUAGUACUGAUGAUUCAGGAGUAUUUCUACAUUACACAUUGCGUCCACUAAAUAAAUUAGCCGGUGUACUUCUCUUGGGAACUGCAGGUGUUAUACCACCCAGAAGUGUGGAAUAUAUGGAAUCCGCUUGUAUUAUUAAAGAAAAUAAGACUAUAUAUCCUAUAGCAUAUAGAACGCAUAGUCAUUCCUUGGGUAGAAUCAUUUCUGGGUAUGUUAUAAAACCCAAUUGGAAAUGGACAGAACUUGGUAAAAGAGAUCCUCUUACGCCACAGAUGUUCUAUCCUGUAAGCAAUAAUGUUUCGAUUACCAUGAAUGAUAGAGUUGCAGCUCGUUGCACCAUGCAAAGUACACGCAAUACUUGGACUAAUAUUGGCUCUACAAACGAAGACGAAAUGUGUAAUUUUUAUUUGAUGUACUAUGUUGAGAAUGAUGAUCCAUUGGACAUGAAAUAUUGCUUUACUCCUGGACCUCCGGUUUAUUAUUGGGAAACAAAUGGUCUUAGAAAUAUUCCUGAUAAAGAAGCAUCGACAUUAUAAUGAAAUAUUAUAUCAAUUCAGCAAUUGUAUAAAGGCAAAUGGCUUGACUUCAUCAUUCUCGUUAACGAAAUAAGAUAUGUAUAUCAUCACAUCAUGGUUCUAAAUUAUACGUGUCAAUUUGGUGCUACAGGACGAAGACAUGGGAUCAAAUUAUCUUGAAUAUCUUUUUACUCCAUGAUUAUAUUUCCAAUAAUAUUUAAGCACAAUUUUAUUCCGAUUUUUUACAAUCUUAUUUAGGUGGUAUCGUAGUAUUAGUUAAAACAUUAUUUUUUACUUGAGUUUAUUUUUGUUGAGUCAAAAAUAUGUUUUAAAUUUUAAAACGAUAUAUUUUUUAAUUGAUUGAUUUAUUUAUUAAAAUAUUUUAAGAUUAAUAUUGGAGACAGGAUAAACAACAUAUCUGGUAUAUAUCUUAAUAGACAUAACAAAUUGCCUUCACAGUACAAUUAUUUCUUGCAAUGUAUUUUGCGGGAAUUUAGUUAAUUUACUACUUAAUAACUACUUACUGUUUCAAUAUGUACUUAAAACAAUCUCAAUUAUAUGAUAAUAGCACACACACAAAAAAGAAAAACAAUAAUAAUCUUAUCAGUAAUAUUGAAAACAUAUUUGUAUAAUU